Brassica rapa (field mustard) is the source of this 7225-nucleotide messenger RNA. RefSeq names its product UPF0057 membrane protein At1g57550. The record is from RefSeq and is a predicted model, not a curated record. Gene Ontology annotation, cellular component: membrane. Lineage: Eukaryota; Viridiplantae; Streptophyta; Magnoliopsida; Brassicales; Brassicaceae.
CAAUGUGGUUUUACUGGGCUUCGUCGGUUUCAAUCUACCGGUACAAUUAGAAAAAAAAACCACACGAUGCUUUCUCCUCUAUCUCUUCGUCUUCACCGUUUCCUCUCUAUUGUUUCAGUUCUCUCGAUCCUCAUAUUAUAAAUAUUCGAGUACUAGGUUGCGAUUGGGCAGGUGCUUUUGUCUGUGAGGUGUAAGGAUUAGGAUGGGCAUGGUCACCAUGCUCAUGAGGCUCUGAGGAGGGCUAAGUUUAAGUUCCCUGGUCGUCAAAAGAUUAUCGGCAGCAGGAAAUCAUAUUUAUCAUUUUAUUAUUGGUUUUUGAGGAUCAAAUCCUUUUUAAGAACUUAUCAUGUUUUGUUGCUUUUUUUGCUUUUGUUUAGGGGUUUCACUAAGUUUAACAGAGCAGAUUUCAUGAAGCUGAGGCAAGAGAAGCGUGUUGUUCCUGAUGGUGUUAAUGCUAAGUUCCUCUCAUGCCAUGGACCUUUGGUUAACCGUCAGCCGGGAAGUGCAUUUUUGCCGGCCACCUAUUGAAGUUUCAGAGCUGAAUUAUAGCCAGUCUGAAACUUUAUCCUUGAAAUAUGAUGAGUAAAUCGAGGACUGUGAUGAGUCUGUUGAAAGAGCUAGAAAGCUUAGUCUAGGAACGGAACAGCUCUGCGGAAGAUGGAAAAAGUCUCGACGGACCAUGAACAUAUGAUUCAGACUUACCAGAAAGCUCUUGCAGAGCACCAUAACCCAGACAUGUUGAGGAGUCUGGAUGAGACUGAGAGAAUCUAGAAGGAGUUGGCGCAGAAAGAGUAUUCUGAUCCCAAUAUUGGUGAGGCAGAGCGUGAGAGAGUGAGUUUUUCAAGGAGCGGGAGUAUCAUGAUGCUGUGAGACACCACACUAAAGCGUUAAAAAGAAAUUCAAAAGACCCGAGCGCUAGGGCCUAGGGGAAUGCAAGACCCGGCAAUCCAGAACAUUCUCGCAGAUCCUGUAAUGAGACAGGAAAAUCCACCAACAGCACAAGAACACAUGCAGACCCCGAUGAUCAUGAAGAAAUACAAAAGUAUAUCAACCCAUGAAUUGUCAUGAUGAAAUAGACAUUAAUCCAUAGUUUUUACUUUUUGUAACUCUCGAACUAAACUCAUUCUUCCAUUGUUUCAGGAUAAUCUGAUAUAACAUUUUCCCUAAUAUCAGUUGUGUUUUUAUAAGACAGAUAUUUGAAUUGCUUACAUUAUUGCACAGCCCAAAAGAAAUUCACAAAAAUUCUUCAGUACGUAAGGUUAGUUCUGAACAAGAAAAAUAAAGUGUCUUCACCAGCAACUUUUCAUCCUUGGACGAAAAGACCAGAGGAAAAUGCAAGCUCUUGGUUUUGUUAUGAAUCGUUAUGAGAUUCAAUAUUACAAAGACCAUAAACUAAAUGAUUAUUAAUAACUCAUACCUCUUCCAGUAACAAUCUCAAAUAAUAAACAAUAACAACUAUUGAAAGCUUGGAAGAAAAAAGUACGAUACAAGUUUUGCAGGAGGUAGGUUUGGAGAAGCCAUUGGUGUCAUUUGAAAAACCUAAGUUUGAUAGCGAAGAGCUUAUGAGUACUAUAUCUAAAGUAAAAGUCCAUAGAAUAAGUUGGAACUCUGUUGAAUCAACGAACUUUGAUGUUAAGAUCCACUAAAUCAAAGCAAUGGCUAGACAAGCCCGGGAGAUAGAAGCUGGUUAAGGAGGAGUUUUGGGAAGUGAUUCUGAACCGACCAAAAGUAUCAAGAUCUCGAAUAAUAUCCCUAUGGAAAGAUCAAGCUGCAAGGAAUCCAUAGAAAGAUACCGUGUUCAAAUCAAAGGUAAAAUCCAUCCAGAAAUCUUUGAGAAAGUUGAUGAAAAGUUUUAUGAUUCUCUGAUCCAAAAACCUGCAUUUUACCUUUUAAAUCAGUGUGUAUGUAGGCUACUUUGGAGGUGGUUUCCGCCGAGAUAUAAGGAAACUGGAUCACAUUAAGGUUAUAUAUGGAAAUAUCCUAUUGCAGAGAGCUCACUAGAUCAAUCGAAUUAUGAAUAUAAGUUAUAAACAAUUCGUAUUUCACCUUCAAAGUUGGACCAGAAACAUCUGAAUCUGCAGAAACAGAGAAAACUUUUCUGUAACAGCAUCUUUAGGAGAUUGUUUGACAAGGUAAACAUAUCCUGAUCGAUUUGAAAUUUUGUAUACAUACUCAUGGCAUAUCAGGAUUCACGAUCAACGGUGGGAUUUAGGAGUGAAAGGUUCGUUUGUUAAUUAUUCAUGUCUACUUGAGCCUGUUUGAUACAGUAUAAAACAGUGUGACAUGUAUGACAAAUGUGAUGUUUGGUUAGGCAAAAGAAUUCGGUUUGACCUAAAAAUUGGCAAGAGUAUUGGAGACUUAUGGAUAUAUGUCCAGGUUGAAGUAGAUAUGGUCUAGAGACAUAAUUUACAUGCAUCAUUGUGCUGUUACCAAAGCUGUUGUUGUCCUCAAGUAUACAGCUUUUCUAUUUAUUCAAAAUGUAUAUUGCUGCUUAAAGGAAUGUAAAUUUAAAUGAUGAUUAAAUUUAUAUUCUCAGAUGCACACUAAAAUUUAGGUUGUCUUUAUAUCAUUCACUCAUUUAGUUAUCCGUCCACAAGGUUGGUUAAAACAUAAUAUAGUCUCAAAAAUAUAGUUGUUUAAGAAAAUGUUUCAAAUAUAUAUAUGCAUGCUACCAAAUUCCAGAAUAAAAAUCUAUAUUUCUAUAAUAAAAAUAAAACCUGCCAUAUAAAAACUUGACAAAAAUAUAUAAAUUUGAGCAGCCUAUUGAGAUCAUCAUCUGAAAGCAAAAUAAUAGUCUCCUAUAAAAAUUUACUAAUUAAUACAUACGAUUUAAAAAAAAAUAGAUAAACUGUUUUAGUAAAAAAUAUGAAAAUUAAUUUUUAUUUCAGUUAAGACUAAGACUAUAAGUUAAACAUAUUAAGUAAUUUGCAUAUUAUUUAUUUCCCGCCCGUAGGGCGGGCCUAUACUAGUAUUGUUAAUGAGGCUAUAAUAUUCUAUUCUAUUUGCUUAGAUUUUUAUAAUUAAUAGAAAUUAAAAUAAUUGGUAUUACAAUACCGAUAUAAACUGCAGUAUCCCUUUAUAAUACAUGGCUUAAAUAGAUUAAAAAAAAAACAUAUGUAAUGUCAAUUAUGUUUUGAAUUAUAAAUAUAUACUAGAACUUGAUCCGCACGCCCGUGCGGGUGUUUGAUUUAAUUUAAGUGUUUAGAAAUUAAUAUUUGUAAUAUUUACCAUAUAUUAAAAGGUUUAUACGACUUUUAAACUAAAAAUGAAUAAUUAAAUUCUUGUUUUUUAAUUUAUUGUUAUAAACCGAUGUUUUAUUAUAUAUAUAUAUUUUAAAUACAUAAAUUGGAAGUAGGGGUUACUGUUGUGCAUAAAUAUACAAAGUACGUAGAUAUUUACACCAAAUUGAUAUUCACAUUCAUGGUUAGUGUUAUGGUUAAACAUAUAUUUUAUAAAUAUUCGAAAUGUAUGUAAAUAAUUACACCAAAUUUGUGGGAUUACAUAAUCUGUAAGAAAUAGUUAGUAAAUUUCAUCAUGUGUACAAUUUAGAUUAGUAUAAUUUAGAGUUUUUGGUAUAUCAUUAAAGUGAAAUAGCCCAUGAAAAACAAUCAGAUUUAAUUACUUAAAAGAAAAAAACUGGUUUGAUCAAAUUUUUUUGUUUACUUAUCACAUUACUUGUCAUAAAACUAAUAACUUUUAUGAUGGGUAAAAAAGGAAUAAAAAGCUGUGGAUAUAUUAUUAUGGUAAGUAAUUAAUGAAGAAAUUAUGAAGAGUGGAAAAAUAAAGAAAAAGUGUAAUAAAAUUGUUCAAAAGAAAGUUAGUUCUAUUUCGUAUUUCAGUUUUAAUAAAAUUGAUAUUUUUUAUAUUGCUAAAUUUUCGUGUAGAUAAGAAAAGGUGAUACUGAUACCAAAUAACACUAGAUUACUUAAACCGGAAAAAACGUAUGAAUCAAAUAUAUAAACACUAAAACAGAACCGGUUGUCUAUAUGCACCAAGGUACUUGCAACCAAAUUCCUAAAUAUAUAAAUAUGUGCAUAUGGACUAAGAGUCGUGUAUUGUUGUAAUAUACACUAUUAAAAUAUAAAUAUGUAAUAUACUAAAAGAAUAUAACAGAGAUCGUGUUUCCUACUUCAAAAUAUAAAGAAAUUUAAUAUGGAUUGAUUUUACAAUCACGUUCAAUUAUCAUACGCUCCAUAAUAAUUUUUAUCGUUAUAUUGUUAAUGGGCUUAGGAGAUCCAUUAAUAAAUGAAAGCUUCGCAGAUAAUUUUUAUAGUUAAGUUGAGUGGCAUAAUUUUGUAAAUAUUAAGGAGAAGUUAGGGUUAAUUUUAAUUUGUACUUCAGUUUUAAUAGAUUAGAUGACUGAAGCUUAUAUGCGACUUAUUUUCAUAUUAAGAACUAUAAAUUGGUGUAAUCUUUGUAUGGGUCAAGCUGAACCAAAUAUGAAACACUUUGAUUUUUUUAUGUGCGCAGGUAUUGAUCUGAGAAUAAGCAGAAAAGACCAUGUUUUUUUUCUAAUAGUAAAUCAGUGUUAUUGUAUUACUCUUCUAUAAUAACAUGAUCUUGUAUAUGUAGAUUGGAAUAUAAGCAAAGAUGAUCGAUUAUUUGUGGUGACAUGGAGUCAAAUCAGAGUUAGUAUAUUAUUAUUCUAAUAGUCAAUAACUUAUCGGUUUUGUUAGAUUAAUUUCCGAUGGUUAUGGUAAAUAAGGUUUUGGUUUACUUUAAGUGAUCCGGUCUCAUUAUGUAAGUAGCGUGUAAAUAUAUAAUGUGUAACAAACUUGUGCAUCUUGUAAUAUAUUAAACGUGGUACUAAAAAUGAAAAAGUCCAAAAAUUAAAAACAACUUUCUAUGGUAGAUAAAAAAAAUAGGACUCUAAAUUAAUAGAGUAGAUAUUUGAAUAUUUUAAGAUCACUUUAUUUACAAUAAAAAGAACUAUAUGUAUAUUUACUUUUAAAUUUUUGUUCUUGAUUGUAAUUAAUUUUUGAAGGAUGAUUGUUUUCACAGAAUACAUUACCCUCCUAAAACAAAAUUUAUUUUUACCUCCAACUUAAUUUUUUCAAUCAAAAACUAAAAAUAGUAAAGUAAACAAAAUUCAAUUAUAAUAAAGUUUAAACUAUUAAUACCAUUAAAAGAUGAUCAUUCUCCAUUUCUACCCUUAAUGAAAAUUGCAGUUUUCUCAAAAAUAAGAGUAUUAUUACAAGAAAUUAAUAAAAUUCAUUAAUGACAUUUAAGUCUUUUGGUUUUGGACCUGCAGAUACCUAAAUGGAUUUAUAAAUAAUGAGUCUAUAUAUAUAAAUGAUAUGCUAAUUUUAAAUUUAAUAUAAAUAUUCUAAUUAUAUAUAUAUUAUGAACAAUAAAUAAAAUAACAAACACUAUUAUUUUCAUAAAUCUAUGUAUCAAUAUUGAAAAUAGAUAAUUCGAAUAUUACGCAGAUUUUCAGUACAACCCAAAACCCUAUAUCCUACACCAUAUAUCAUAUACAUAUUUGAAUAUCUUUUUCCGUGUUUAUAUGAUUUUGUACAUAGUAUUGAUAUGGCAAUUACGAGUGUUUCAAAAUAUUUUAAAAAUGAUCUUAAAAUAAAUUUUUUAAUCUAAAAUAAAAAUACAAACUUAUAAAAGGUUAUUAAUAACAAAAAUAAACUAAUAUUGUCAUAUCAAUAAGAUUUUUUUAUAUUAUCAUCUUUAUCUGGAUAACAUAAUAAAAUUUCAUAAUAUUCUAGAGAAUUACAAAUUUAUGUUAAAUUAAAAAUAUAUGAGUAAAAAAAUACUAUCAGAUAUUUGUAUUUUUAUCGAAUCAAUAGUAUCAUAUUGCGGGUUAAUAGUGAGUUUUUUGGAUUUUUACCGGGUUCUAUUGGAAUUUUAAUUAACGAAUUUUUCAUUAAAUUUGAACUGCAUUAUGUACAAUGUAUCGGAUGUAUAGGUUCAACCACGAAUCUAGGCCGGAUAUGAAAACAAUUCUUAAAACUCAAAACAUUAUAAUAGAAUAACUAUUAUAUUUCGAAUAAAUGUUAUUUUAAAGAGAAAAAAAAACAAAUGAUAAAAACAUAAAAACUCAAUUGCUAUGGUUCAAAACAAAAAUAAUAGUAGUUUGUAAAUCAGUUUUCGAUCAAUAAAUAAAAAACAAAUCCGCGCAGGUCAAAAUCUAGUAAUCCAUUAUUUAACUUUUUGUUUGGUCAUCUCAUUUCUUGAACCGGUGAGCAACGGGUAGUCGUGUCGAAAAUGCAAAGGGAGUUGUAGGGUAGUUAUUGGAAUUUGAAUCGGAGCUCCUUCUUUUCAGGAAUAAACAGAGGACGUUAUACAAUCAAAUUCAGUUUUUCCCUUAUUAAACGGAUUCAGUAUAUUUCCUACAUUCUUGUUUAUUAACCAACAACAACGUAAGCAGCACAAAAAUAUACAAAAACAAAAAUUACAGAAGAAGAAUGGGCAGUUUCAUUGAAAUUCUUUGUGCAAUUUUCAUACCUCCUGUUGGCGUAUUCCUCAAAUUUGGUUGCGGGUUGGAGUUUUGGCUCUCUUUGCUCCUAACGUUCUUCGGUUUUGUACCUGGAGUGGUAUAUGCCAUAUGGGUUCUUACCAAAUAGAACAACCAAACAAAAACACUAAAUCUAUUUUUUUUUUCUUUUAGUUUCUUUUGAACAACGUAUCUCAAGUUUUUCUUUUAAUGUUGUGUUAUGGACUCAGUUGUAAUCUCUAGUCUCUCCGUUAUUUAACAAUCUUUUUGUCGCUAUAUUAGAUAAGUAAUUGAGAUUCUACUUCUCCUUUUGUUUGCGUGAUCAGGCUUGAACCAUAAUCAAAUGUGUAGGGACCUUGAAAGAUUGAAGAUGGUCAAAUGCUAAAUCGUUACUUGUAUCAAUAUUAGAACUUCAUUAUCUAGGAUUUCUUAGGAUGGGGAAAUAUAAGAAACUGUUUUUUAAAGUACGAACUUUUUAAUUAAAAAUCAAAAAACAGUUUCUUAUAUUUUCCUAAAAACCUCUAUCUAAAAAAAUCCCGGAUAAUGAUGCUCUUACAUCUAAAGAGUGAUACAGUAGAAUCUAGAAUAUGUUUGAAGUUCUAGUAGAGACAAUACAUGGAGUAAAUGGUAGUAUGGUACAUGAGUCAUUAAUAAAACACAACGAACUUACGUAGAUAAACUGGUGUACAUAAACUUAUGCGUUUUUUGCAAUACCAAUUUGAAGAUUGCCUGAAUCGAAUACCGUGUGGUAAGCUCCCAUAAAGACAUCCCCAAGAAUCC